CGCAUGCGUACAGAGGUCUUGUCUGAACGAGUGAAAGACGAAUAUAAGAGAAGACUAAAACCAAUACGUACUCGAAACACGCGAAACAAAAAUGGAUUAAACUGUAACGCUGAGUGUUGGGGAAAAAACCGGACAUUAAUUUUUUUAAAUAUAUUUAUGAAAUAUAUUCAUUGGAGUACGAAAACGUUGAAUUGUUUAUGUUCUAGUUGGAUUAUUUUUAAACACCAUUAAAUAGACCGAAGUUCUCUCCAGUGUUGUUGCAACGAGUGCUACGGACACAUAUAGCGGUGAAUAUCUUGGGUGAAAGCAUAACUUGUGGAUUAAUUAAUAAAUCAGCAGCGGAGGAAGCCGCUUGUGUACGCUGUGUCUUGUUGUGGAGUUAACGUAUGCGAUAUAGAUUGAUGUGCUCGGCUUAGUGAAUCUAUUUAUCUAAGAAAAUGUUCAACAGGCUACACACUUCCUGAAAAUGUGAAAGUUUAUAAUAAAGAAACGAUUUAAUAUUUAGAAGUAGAAUAAUUGUUUUACUUUAAAGCAAUAUAUUUAGUGUUAUAAUAAACGGUGGUUUUAUUUGUGAAAACAGUGGAUUUUAACCCGUGACCGGGCACAAGAUCUUUAUGAGCGACUGGUGUCUACCAGGAAAUAGCGGCGCAUCGUCGCCCGCCAAUGUGGGAAGCUAAGCAAUGAGCCCCGUGCCCGUAAACAGCCUGUCGUCCGUCGCUAACUUUGGCCUGAAACAACAAGCGUCUGAACUUCCGGUUUUCCAUAACUGGCAGAGCCCACUACCUAACUAUUUCUCUGAGCUCGACAACCGAAGGCACCUUCUACAGGCGAAGAACAAGUUCCUAGAGAUGCACCCUAGCGGUGUUCGAGCAGUGGACAAAAAGACGAAAUACUGUAUCCUCAUGAUAAUGUUCCUGAACAUGACCACGCUGGCAAGCGACAUGAAGGACCCCAUGUUCCUAAGAGACAACAGAGGUGGCACGGCGAUGGCGGACGCACAGGCGAAACUAGGGAACAAUGCGGUUUUUCAGCCGAAAAAACACGUGAUCAUAUCAUACGAGACCCGGCAGUUUCUAUGUAUGGACGACAAAAGUGUUGUGUACCAGUCGAGUGAGUACAAUGAAAGCCAAUGUACUUUUGUGCACGAGAUGGACUCAGAGUACACAGAUAGAUAUUCACGGAAAGUUAACGAAUCAACGCCUGCAUGGUAUUUGGGGAUCAACAAAGAUGGCUCCAUUCGGUGCGGUAAUGUGACUAGAAAAAAUCAAGACAGUGCCAAAUUUAAUCGAAUGGCAGUUGACCAAACAGAGAGUUCAUCAUCGCCACCAUUUAUCGAACAAAAGAAAGAGUGUUGUAAUAAAAGUCGGUGCAAAAACAAGUCAGACAGUGGAGAGAAUACUAGAAACGAGAGUAAAAAGUGUAGACGAUUAAGGACGCGAUGUAAGAAACAAAGACGUAUGGUGUUCAAGCUGAGCUUGAAACAGUUGAAAAAGUAUUAUAACAAGUGUGUGGACAGUAAUAGUGAUUUUAUGAAAGAGUGUAGAAACAAAUCUAAGUCUAAAUCUAAAGCAAAGGACCGGAAAAGACAAAGGAACAGACGAAGAUACAGAACAGAUUCGAAUCCAAGAUGAUAGUUUCUUUUGCAGUCCUUAGUAGAUUAUUAGGAUAUUAUUAUUUCCAAAGAGAUUACAGUGCUUUCCUUUCAACGGUAAGGGAAGUUUGUCAAACAGCGGCGGGUCGACAGGCUUCGUAAAUAGGAGAUGGUGAAAAUCCCUAAUACAGUUUGAUACAUUAUUUAUAUUGUUGUUUUUGACGUAUUUAUUAAUGAAGGCGGAAUUGUCUCAUUGGAAAUCUGAGGAGUAAAACAAUAACAGUCAACUACUGUAAUCUGUAUAAGUAAAGAUGGGCCAGUCAGACGGUUCAGUCAGUGGUGCUGCUUUUGACGACGGACACGUGCACGAUCCCUGAACGUGCUUCGGGAUGUUAACGUUGCUUACAUUAUUAUUACAGUGCCACAACCGGCCAACCCGCUCUGUGACCUGAAAUAAAGAGUCCGGCGGGAUUUCGGCAAACAAUCAUUCCUACACAUGUACUUGUUAUUAUUAUUUGCAUUUGAUUUGUUUAAGAGAUCUUGUUAACAUUGACGCCAAUGCGUUAACUGUAUUUUGUUCAGUGUCUGUCAGAUCCAUUUAUUGCCCUUUUGCAUUUACGCUAAAGCAUUUGAAGACUUGGUACUGUGUACCACCUACGUAUGAUCACGAAUCAAGAAUUUGCCCAUGUUAAAAUGUACAGUUUAUCUUAAUACUCUGUAAUACACGGCCAGUCGUUGCGGCUUUACCCGGAAAACUCGAGGAGCGAAGCUGAGCAUCCACGGACCACCCCAAUGUUUGCAUUACUAGUAACACUUUAAAACAUUUUUCGCGGUGUUUAGCGAAGGUUUUGUUUGAGUAAUUUACUCUGCAUCUGUAUUAUUAAACCGCAUAAUCAUUUUAGCAUAUGUUACAUAGAUCUUGCUGUCUGUUUGGCAACGUUCCUCGAGCUAUUUCUGUUAAAGCCCUGGGGUAAAGUAAACCUGUGAUGAAGAAAUAUGCCAAUGCAGUGUAGAUAUAAUUUAUUUAUUGGCAUUGAUUGUCGAGAAUGCGUACAUAGCUUUCAAACAAAUUUGUUAAGGUAUUAUCUUCCUCAGCCGCUACAAAACUUUGAAUAGUAAACCUUAAAUAUUCUCAGUACAAAAUGGUCAUAUUUCUUUAUAACUAUACAUUUGUAAAUAUAAUUCAAUCUUGUAACAAAUUGCAUUGACACUGGCCACAAUGUACGUUUUCACCCCACGUGCUAGGACUUGCAUCGUUGGAGGUUGCUUCUAUCGAUGCAAGUACAGCAGCGUGCAUGUUUGUUGUAUACAUAGUGUAAGUUACAGAUAUCACUUGUGGUGUCCUCACACGACCAGAUGCCCAUAUAAUUGUUUAUCGAUUUUUAUACCACCAAUUCAUUCGUUGAUUUAAAUGUGCAAUACAAUUUCACUUCAAUUCUUAUCUGCAUGCCUAUUAUAUUUUUAUAAUGUACAUGCGUAGUAUGAUACUUUCUGCCAAUUCAUUGUCUUCCAUUUUCCAUUUAUGCCGAUUUCCCCUUGUAACUUGUGUUUCCUUUCUUCGAUUGUUUUAUUUUAUGUUUGUCAUCGUAGUUACUAAAACGACCGAUUUGUGCUAUUUUGUUCUAUUCUUGUAGAAGGACGGAAACACAAUUUACAAGGUCGGUAUUUGCCUAUUUCGUUUUGCUCGUUCUCUAGUUUUCGUUUUCGUGCUAGAGAGCCUAACCUAAAGUGAAAUAGGAAUUCAUUCAUUCAUUUAUUCAUUCAUUCGUUCGUGCAUUUAUUCAUGCAUUAAUUCAUUCAUUUAUUUACGCUUUCAUUCGGCUCAGCCAGUCGAUCACAUUUUUUAAUCAAAUCUUGUUAACUGCAGAAAACUGUCAUUCAGCUCUAAAUACUAAGGGCAUAAUGGUAAUAUCACCGUUAUUUUAUUUCUGCGAACGAUGCUUUAUGCUUUUCCUGAUGUAUAUAUCGAUAUAUUUAUGAUUAAAAUAA
Molecule: messenger RNA, 3580 nt
Organism: Dreissena polymorpha
Lineage: Eukaryota; Metazoa; Mollusca; Bivalvia; Myida; Dreissenidae
Exons: 4
Coding region: 681-1631 (316 amino acids)
Biological process (GO): positive regulation of gene expression; positive regulation of protein phosphorylation; animal organ morphogenesis
Cellular component (GO): cytoplasm
Molecular function (GO): fibroblast growth factor receptor binding; growth factor activity
Source: RefSeq, a predicted model, not a curated record